Messenger RNA from Cryptomeria japonica (Japanese cedar), 1396 nucleotides. RefSeq names its product proteasome subunit beta type-4. Gene Ontology annotation, cellular component: nucleus; proteasome core complex, beta-subunit complex; proteasome core complex. The record is from RefSeq and is a predicted model, not a curated record. The coding region runs from base 228 to 1016 and encodes 262 amino acids. Lineage: Eukaryota; Viridiplantae; Streptophyta; Pinopsida; Cupressales; Cupressaceae. The transcript is spliced from 6 exons.
GUCCCUCGGUUUCUUGCAUAAUACCCCAACCCAAAAGAAAAAGCGUACACACCUUUUUUAAUCUAUAAAUAUUAUAUCGUCUGAAACCUUCUUCUGCGAUAGUAUUCUCCCGUUUCAGUUUUCUUUCAAGCCUACAGUCGGCUUUUUACUCUCAGUUUACCUAAACAAUCACAGUUGAGUUGUGAGUGCUAUCAUUUUUUUUUGGGAAGCAUAAGAAAUUUGCAAGGAUGUUGAGAAUGGGCGAAAAAGAGCAUACAAAGGAGAAUGCCCUAGCAAACCACGUGGGUCACCCGCUUACAGGCAGGGCUGACGCUUUUACUCUUCUCAAAACACCUAUUUCUCACACUCAGUAUCCUUAUGUAACUGGCUCAUCAGUCUUGGGUAUAAAGUACAAAGAUGGAGUCUUGCUAGCAGCAGACAUGGGAGGAUCAUAUGGAUCUACACUGCGUUACAAGAGUCUUGAGAGACUGAAGCCUAUAGGAAAGCAUUCUCUCUUAGGUGCUGGAGGAGAAAUCAGUGACUUCCAGGAGAUAGUGCAUUCUCUUGAUGAACUCAUACUCUAUGACAACAUGUGGGAUGAUGGAAAUUCUUUGGGUCCCAAAGAAGUACACAACUAUCUGAAUAGGUUGAUGUAUAAUAGGAGAAAUAAAUUUAAUCCUCUAUGGAACACAAUUGUUUUGGGUGGAGUCAAGAAUGGCCAAAAGUACCUGGGCACGGUGAAUAUGAUAGGUGUCCACUAUGAGGAGAGCCAUAUUGCCACUGGAUUUGGGAAUCAUCUUGCUAGACCAAUCUUUCGUGAUGAAUGGAAAGAAAAUAUGACCUUUGAAGAAGGUGUCAAGCUUCUAGAGAAAUGCAUGCUUGUGCUUCUGUAUCGUGAUCGCUCAGCUGUCAACAAAUUACAGAUAGCUAAGAUUACAGAAGGAGGAGCUACCAUUUCUGAACCUUAUGCAUUGAAAACAUCCUGGGAGCUUAGUGCAUUUAAAAAUCCAACCGCAGGAGCUGAAGGUUCGUGGUAACUAGAGACAUGGCCAUGCAGUUGUUUCACUUGGUGAGGCAAAAAGUUCAUGUGGCUUGUCUGGAAAUGAUAUGCCAAUUUAGUAGCAUGAAUUGUCCCCUUUUUCAGAAUCUUAAUGAGUUAUUUCAAGAAUUAGCGCACUGUUGAUUAUCUAGUGCUUAUUGACUUAUAGUUUUUUAUUUAAAUCUUGAAGGCAUUGUGAAAGAUAAUGGAUUAGGUAUGGUCAACUUUACAGUCAUUUGUUUAUCUUGAGAAAGCAUCUUUUGAAGCAUAUUUUGCUGCUGUUAAAUUAUUUGCACAUUGAAGUAUUCAUAUUUUCUACAUUUUUGAUAAUAUUUGAAUGUUUAAGUUAUUUAGCAUUUCAAGCCACAAUUAUUCUUA